Saprolegnia parasitica CBS 223.65 is the source of this 1584-nucleotide messenger RNA. RefSeq lists its product as hypothetical. Gene Ontology annotation, biological process: calcium ion import across plasma membrane. Gene Ontology annotation, molecular function: monoatomic ion channel activity. Gene Ontology annotation, cellular component: membrane. The record is from RefSeq and is a predicted model, not a curated record. NCBI's taxonomy places the organism in Eukaryota, Oomycota, Saprolegniomycetes, Saprolegniales, Saprolegniaceae. Bases 1 to 1584 code for a protein of 527 amino acids. The transcript is spliced from 3 exons.
AUGCCAGCCGCGCGCAACCACCGCCGCGACGUCCACACGGCGCCCUUCAACCUCGACGCCUUGCGGCGCUACAUCGCCAACGACAGGGUGCGCAAGGCUGCGAUCGAGCUCGACAAGGCCAUCGACCCUCGAUGCAACGGCUUCAACGACGCCAUGAUUCGUAAAAUCUACGGCCGCGACGGACCACUGCGGAACUCGAUUCUGUUUACGAUUCUACGCCACCCAAAGGCCAAGGAGCUGCUCAACCACCCAGUCAUGCGCCAAGUCGAAAACAUCAAGUGGCAGAACUUCGCAUGCUGCAUGUACAUGCAGCAGCUCAUGCUCUACCUCUUGCUGCUCACGACGCUGACGCUGUCCGUGACGAUGGACCUGAGCGACGGCGAGUCGCCCAUCUUCCACACGCAGCUGCUCGUUUGGCUCAAUCUCGGCGUUGCCCUCGUGCUCGGACUUGUUGCGACCAACUUUUUUACCUACGCCAACCGCAAGCGCUGGGCCUUCCAGUCCAUCGUCGUCAUCGGCCUCGUGCUUCUCGUGCUCAAUCUGUGCGCCGAACUGAUCGCUGCGCACGUCAACUGGAUCUGGUUCGUGCGCUGCAACAACCUCGUGCUGGCGCCCACGACGCUGUACUUUAUUCGGUUCGAGAUCCUCGAGCUCUACGGCGAAGUCAACGUCGACGCGAACCCGACCUUUGUGCAGCUGCUCGAGGUCGCCGUCGAAGCCAUUUGCGACUUCUUCCUCAUCUUCAUCGGCCGCAACGCGGCACACUACUUCGAGUCGUUCUUCAACAAGGUGCAGCUCCCGACGUUCGUUGCGAUCCUCGUCUUCGUCAUCACCGAGACCUUUUACCCGUCCAGCGACGACGUCCGCCUGUACUUUGGCAUCAUCAUCACGUUCGCCUCAUGGGCCCUUGGGAUUCAGUACCUCGAGAUCCACAACACGGCCGGGUACCUCAUCUCGCUCAUGACCUUCAUGCUCAAGGACGUCGUCAAGUUCAUGGCCUUCUACCUCCCGUUCCAGUGUGCAUAUGCAAUUGCGUACUACCUCCUCUUCGAAGGCCGCGGCGUCGACGCCUAUGCCACGAUCGCCCACAGCUUCGUGACCACUUUCCUCGUCAUGCUCGGCCAAAUCGACCUUGAUCCGUUUGAGGAGCUCCCGGCGCCGGGCCCAUAUGUGCUCGGCUACGCACUCCUGCUGACGCAUGCGACGCUUGUGAUCGUGAUGCUCCUCAACGUGCUCAUUGCGAUGCUCAACAAAUCGAUGGACAAGGUCAUGGAGAUGGCCAAGCUCGAGGCGCGCGUGAGCUUCGCCGAGUGCAUCAUCCGCAGUGAGAAGACCAUCGGCCUCCGCGCGAUGCCCGCGGUGCCCACCAACGAGUCAACGCAGUUGAUCCACAGUCAUAUCAUGCUGGAGGUGGAAGUCGACAACGACGACGAUGGAGACGUGUCGGAGGACGAGCCCGAGACCGACAACGAGACUCAAAUCGCCGCGCUGCACGCCAUUGUCCGUGACGAAAUCGCCCGGAAUGACCGCCUCGAAGCCAUGCUCCGCAGUCUCACGCAGCACUUUGACAUCGUCGUGCAGUAA